Messenger RNA from Exaiptasia diaphana, 1435 nucleotides. RefSeq names its product zinc finger MYM-type protein 3. The record is from RefSeq and is a predicted model, not a curated record. Gene Ontology annotation, biological process: DNA recombination; DNA integration. Gene Ontology annotation, molecular function: DNA binding. Lineage: Eukaryota; Metazoa; Cnidaria; Anthozoa; Actiniaria; Aiptasiidae. The annotation marks the transcript as partial. The transcript is spliced from 2 exons.
AUGGACWUGUACAGCGACGAAGAUGAUUGUUUUAGCUUGGUGGGUUUGACACAGCAAACAUUUUCGCAGCAAAGUUAUAUGCCCGAUUUUGACUUGCUUCAGAGCAUUUUCGAAAGUGAGAAUUUAGAGAGCGGUGACCAAAAUAAGGCUACAAAUGAUUGCACAACAACUACGWUAACUGAGCCGUGCGAAAUAUCGGAGACCAAAAAGUCAACCUCAAGCUCUAGCCGUAUUAUAUCCCUUGUAAGUGAUGAGGAAUUGGAGAAGAGAAAAGAUAGUCGAAUUCCUGAGAACACCAAAAUUAAUACAGCAUGGGCAGUUGGUGUGUGGACGUACUGGGCUGAAGAAAGGAACACGAAAGCGAAAGAAGUAGCAAGCAAUGAGAAACUAGUAAACUCAGAUAUCCUGAAAACUACUGCUGCCGAACUGAACUACUGGUUGGCGAAGUUUGUUGUGGAAGUUCGCAAGAAAGGUGAAAAAGGAGAGCUAUAUCCCCCAGCUUCACUAUAUAAUUUAUGUUGUGGACUAAUGCGAUAUCUGCGAAAUAAUGGCUGGCCAGCCCUAAAUAUUUUUGAAGACCCAAACUUCAAACAUUUUCAGGAUUGCCUAGAUUCAGAAAUGAAACGCCUAACACGAUUGGGUCUCGGUGCUAACGUGAAGCAAGCGCAAUCCUUUACAGAGGAUCAGGAAGAUCAACUGUGGAAAUUAAAUCUACUUGGAGACCAGUCACCAAGCGUGUUGCUCAAAACUAUGGUAUUCCUAAUAGGAAGAAACUUUGCACUAAGAAGCGGAAAAGAACACCGUAAUUUAAAGUUCAGUCAACUUAAACUGGAGCCAGCAAAUGAAAAGGAACCAGAAAAGCUUGUGUACGUGUCAUUUGGAGAAAAGAACAAUUUGGGAGGGUUAAAACACCGCAAUGUGAAGCAAAAACGUAUCGAACAUUACGCAAAUGAAGAGAAUCGAGAACGGUGCUUGGUUCAUCUAUAUAAGAAGUAUGUGGAGAAGUGCAGCAAAGAAGCAAUUGCAAAGGAUGCGUUUUACUUGAGUCCACGCCGGAAAUAUAGCGAUUCAGAUCAAGUUUGGUUCACCGCAAAUCCUGUGGGCUACAAUACGUUGUCUGCGACAGUAAAAAACCUCUGCAAAGAUGCUGGAAUAGAAGGGCAUUACACAAAUCACAGCCUCAGAGCGACAACAGCAACCCGUGGUCUGGCUAAAGGAAUCCCAGAUAAGUACAUAAUGGAAAGAACCGGGCAUAGAGAUAUUYGUUCUUUGCAAAGCUAUCAGCGACCCAGUGUUGAAACCAAAGUAGAAAUGUCGAAAGCAUUAGAUCAAUUUAAUUGUAAACCGUCUUUGAAAAGGGCAUGCACGUUAGAAGAGGAUGAAAGGCAGGUAGUCAGUAAGUUCCAGAAGGAUAGUAGUGAGGUUACGUGUGAKG